Molecule: messenger RNA, 1883 nt
Organism: Dermatophagoides farinae (American house dust mite)
Lineage: Eukaryota; Metazoa; Arthropoda; Arachnida; Sarcoptiformes; Pyroglyphidae
Source: RefSeq, a predicted model, not a curated record
GAUGAUGAUGAUAAUGAUGAUAAUGAUGAAGAAAUUGGCGAUGAUGAAUUAGAUGAAAAAAUUCUUACGGCAGCAGAUUUUCUAUUCUCUUCGCCAAUGAUUACAUCGACACCUACAUUAUCAUCACCAUCAUCAACAUCGACAACAUCACCAUCAAUGAUGGUUUCACCUGAAACGGCCAAAACUAUGAGUCUUCAUUUGCAUAAUCUUUCAUUGAAUGUUUUGAACAAUCCGACUAUAGCUUCUCAAUCGACAUCAUCAGCAUCAUCAAUUUCACAGUGUCAGGGAUCAUCAAUAAAUUCAUCAUAUCAGCCGCAAUCAUUUAUUACUAAUACUGAAACAUCAGCCCAACAACAACAAACAUCGACAAUUCCAUCAUCAUCAUCAUCAUCAUCUGGCCAGUUGAAAUUGGAUCUGAUGCCGGCCAAUACGAUUCAAUAUCAUCAGCCAAAUAUUGCAAUAACAGUACCGAUAACAACCAAUAUUGGUUCAAGUUUAACAUCAUCAUCAUCAUCAUCAUCGACGUAUCGAAAUCAUCAAUCACAAAUGACCAAAACAACCAGUGGUGGUGGGCGUGGACAUAAAGCUAAAUCAACAACAUUACAGUCAUGUGCUGUUUGUGGUGAUGUUGCAGCUUGUCAACAUUAUGGUGUUCUCACCUGUGAAGGUUGUAAAGGAUUUUUUAAACGUACCGUACAAAAAGGAUCCAAAUAUACCUGUUUAGGUAAUAAAGAUUGUACGGUAGAUAAACGACGCCGUAAUCGAUGUCAAUUUUGUCGAUUUCAAAAAUGUUUGACUGUCGGUAUGGUCAAAGAGGUUGUCCGAACAGAUAGCUUAAAAGGACGACGUGGACGUUUGCCAUCGAAACCAAAAUCUCCGCAUCAAAAUGAUCAACUGGGUGUACAAAAAUCACCGCCUAUUUCAACAAUUGCUUCAUUGCUGAAAGCACAUGAAGAAACCUCGGUCGAUAAAGCUAAUCUUGAUUUCAGUAGAUUCAGUGAUAACAUUGAAGAACGAAUUGGCAAUCAAUUUCAACAGGAUUUAUUUGAUCAUGAAAUUCUAUCGCUAUUGUCCACAUCAUUGGACAGUCUUUGGUCAUUCGUAAAAAGAAUACCUGGUUUUCAUGAUCUUAACGAUGUGGAUAGAAAAAAUCUGUUUCAAAAUUCCUGUUUAGAAUUAUUUGCAUUACGUUUGGCUUACAGAUUAAUAGGAACUGAAAAUGAUCUAUUAAUAUUGUGUAAUAAUGUCGUAUUACAUCGAAAUCAAUUCAUGUUUACACUUGGUGAAUGGUUGCCAAUGAUUGAAGAGCUAAGCAUACAAUUACGUUCAAUGAAUUUGGAUAUAAAUGCAUUUGUUUGUCUUUGUGCUUUGACCGUUAUUACUGCACGUGAUUGUAUAAAAGAUUCAAAUCAAAUUGAACAGAUUGAAAAUAAAAUCAUUAAUUCAUUACGUGAUCAUACUAUUUAUAAUAAUGAUGCACAAAAGAAACCAAAUUAUUUUUCAAGAAUAUUGAAUAAAUUAUCUGAAUUACGUACUAUUGGAGAAUUUGGUCAUCGAAUAAUAAUGAAAAAAAUACGACAACUAUCAUCAUCAUCAUCAUCAUCAUCAUCAUAUCGUUAUCAUUAUCAUCUACAAGCAAUAUAAGUAAACUUUCUGAUAUCAUCGAAUUGGAACGAAAGAUCUCACCAAUCAAUAGUUGUAAUCAACAACAACAACAACAACAGCAACAAUUGUCCAAUAUAAUAACCACCGCAAAUUUGUGUGAUUUAAUUAGUUAUUGUGAUAAUUUAUCAACAACCACAGCAACGAUUACUAUGACACCAAUAACAACAGCAACAACAACAACAACAGCAAUGGCAACAACAACAAAUCAAUCAUUAGAU